This is a messenger RNA of Priapulus caudatus, 6357 nucleotides long. RefSeq names its product myosin-11-like. Bases 1354 to 4599 code for a protein of 1081 amino acids. NCBI's taxonomy places the organism in Eukaryota, Metazoa, Priapulida, Priapulimorpha, Priapulimorphida, Priapulidae. The record is from RefSeq and is a predicted model, not a curated record. Gene Ontology annotation, biological process: regulation of DNA-templated transcription. The transcript is spliced from 11 exons.
GUAGGUCAGGAGUUGUGGCUACUGCGGCGAUACGAUAUGGAGUGAUGCGUCGGUGGGCGGUGUAGCGAAUGUGUGUAACGUUACCGUGUGUGUAAUUAUCGCCGUCCUUCUGUGGAGAUUACGUGGGGCGAGCUACGGUUGACCAGUGAGUUGUGACUGAUGCCACCCGGAAUGCAACUGGUUUUGUCCGCAACUCUGUGAGGGAAAACUUCGUUCGCUCAAGAACGGGCGCAGACGAGUGUACAAGACUGUCCGCUGCUAUUGCUUCUGUCACGGAGUCACACUUACCUCUCAUAGCCGUGCUUAUACCAUAUACGCUAUCCCGGUUUAUAUAUAACCUGUAGCUUGGACCGCCUAGACCGCCUGAUGGUGAUGAUCGCGGGCCGUGGGUUGUGUGCUUACGUAUGUGGUGUGCGAGCGCGUGUACUUGGCUGUUGACCCGUCUUACCGCACCUGCUGGGCACGUGAAGAUUUAUGAGGUUGGUGGUGGUGGUGGUGGGUAUGCAGUCGCUCGCUCGCGUGAUGACUGUGGUGCUCUAGUUGCAUGUGAUCGGUGACAGUCACAGGUGUGGGUGGCCGUCGUUUAGACGCAUGAGAUGCAGCGCCGUAGAGGCGGAGAGCAAACACAGCGGCCUGUGACGUGCAGCUGUUACGCAUAGACCGCAAAUCUACGAUGUUAAAUUCCUACAGUGCUCUUUGAACACGCACGAGCAGACUGAAAGCCUAUCCCAUGUGUAUAUUGUGCGCGGCCAUCGCAGCCCUACACCUGCGCGGAUAUGUGAUAGUGGUGUGUUCCAUGUUCUAACCAGUUCGCAUGACUUUAGUCAGUCUCAAAACUGCUACAGUGCAUCGCUGUUGAAAGAUCAGACUGUGUUAACAAAUAUGCGAGAAACGAGAGAGGGAAUGUGAGUUUGUCGCUAUAAGCUAUAGCCUAUAGGUGUGCGUACGUACGCGUGUGUGACGUGUUAGCAAUGCUGGAUGAACCGAUGGGAUCAUGGGAGUGUCUUGUCUACCCGGUACUAGUGUAACCGCUGCGGCUGUAUAACUGGUGAGGAAGGCCGCGCACACACACAGCUGUGUCAUUCGCAAGUGGUUGGCAGUAGCUGAGUCUGACCAAUUCUGACAGUAGCUACGUGUGUCCGCCUGACAAAGGGUGUUGUCUAAUCUGUUUACCGAGUCAACUAACACUUUCUAGAGUUCUCGCAGCAUGUUUACUGAUGGUUGACUAUGAGAUGACCUACAUGGGUGUGCGCAUUAGAGUGUACCUUCGCACUGGAUUUCACUAGUGACCUGUACGGGCUGUGCUUUGGACUGAACUUGGAGGCGAGAUAUUUUGAUCGCUUAUUGCACAUCAUGGCUGGGUUCUUCACCAAAGUUUUCGGCGGACAAAAGCAGGACAAGCGUAAGUCGACGUCGUCCGAGCAGGAGCUUGAAAGGGGAGAUGUCCCGCCGUCUCCUCUCUCCCCUCAGCAGAGGAAUGUGUCCUUUCUCGCAGAGGAACCGCAAUCUCCCUCUGCUGUGAGCCUGAAAGAGGACACUGCUGAGCUCACGACAGAGGGUCCAGGGUUGUCCUCCUCAAUGGCAGAAGAAGAGGAAAAGGAGGAGAAAGAUGGGUUGAGUGAGGAGGCGGUGUUUGGAGGGGGAAAAGAAGAGGAAGAGGAAGAGUGCAAAGAUAGCUUUCUGGAAAUGUCAGACCUGGACAUGAUGCUGGAUGAAGCUCUUGUCAAGGAAGAUGACAGUACGACUCAGGGAAGUGACAGCAUCGUCAGCAAUGUCAAGGUCAAAACCGUGUCUUCACCAAAGCCUGUCACCAAACACAAGGAGAGCCCAGCAUUAAGUCCCCUGGGAUCACCGGAGAAACAAGAGAGCAGCUUUCUGUCAAAGGUGUUUGGUAGCCGCAAGCACAAAGAUAGGAAGUCAAAGAAACGGUCCAAAGCUGAGAAGCAGAAGAAAAAGAAAGAUGUCCCUGAGUUGCCAGUGGAUGAGGUAUUGCAUACAGAUGAGGAGGAAAAACUUCCAGAAACUGCAGAAAAGAUUAGCCAUGAAACCAUUGAAGGUAGAGACACUAACGAUGAGGAGGCAGUUGAGGGAACAGAUGACACGACAUCAAUAAACAUGGAAUUCUUUCCUAGCGAAGUACUCCUCGAUCUAAUAUCUCCAUCUCCUACUUCAUUUGCCGAUAUUCCUACUAGUGAUGAUGUGCAUCCGCAACAGGAGAAGGAGGAGAGUGAGUUAAGUGAACAGAGCAAGAAUGAGGACCUACAAUCAUAUGGAGGCCCAGUGACCGAUGGCGCAUUACCAAUGACAACACCACCUGGCAUUGUUAAAGAGGUGGGAGAAGGAGAGACAGAAGGUGCUGACGACAGUGUGGUGAAUACAUUGCCAGUUUCCCAUGAUGUUAACGAUGUUACAACUGGGAGCAUCGAUUCUAGUGAACAGGGCAGAAAAUUGGUUGAAUUACUGGAGAGGGUGGAAGCAGAAACUGAAAAAGAAAGCAUAACAGAACAAGAGCAUGCGUCUCCUGCGUCCGAUGAUAGCGAGAAACCAGCUGAGCAGCUGAGUCCAGUUGAGAUCACAGAGGUUGAUGAGGAAGAAAAUGGAGUCAGUUUCCACACACCUCCAGAGGAGGUUGUGCUAUCUGAUGAUGACAGGACGGAGCGGAAAGAAACUGUGGCUGAUGAUGGAGAAGCUCAUGCAGUUAUGGGAGUAACAGCCAGUGAUGCAGUUGAGGUGGCUGUUGCUCCUCGGCCCGACACCGAAGUAACAACACUUAGUGAUGAAGUCACCAGUGAAGAUGACCGGAAUGCUUCGCAAGAAACCAGCGAGACGUCGACGUCGCCGGGGAUCGAAGACGUCACCAGCAUGGACGCAGAGCGAAAAUUGGAUGACAAAACCUACGACUCAUCACCGGCUGACGUACACCGUAGCGAAUCACGUACCGAAGAUAUCGCUGAUGUGUCGUCAGCAGUCGAGUUGCAAGACACCGAUCGUGUUUCUGCUUCUGUGUUCCAAAAGACCGCAGAAGAUUCCUCAGUUGAAGAGGAAUGUGCUAGUCAUCAACAUCAUCCAGAAGAAGUCAUCCUAGAGGAAGAAAUUGUCAAACCUUCUUCAGUUUUGGCUGUCACAUCAGGAGAAUCUGGUCAAACGCAGCUUGUAGCAACAGCGGAAGGGACCUGUGAGCCCACAUCGCUGUCUGCUGACGAUGAAACUGUAAGAGAUAGUGGAACAAGCCAGCAGGCAAGCGAUGAAAUAACCGCAUUCGCCUCAACUGGGAAUGAAGAGAUUGAAUGUUCGAUGGCCGAUGCCCCUGCAGAGAGUGUAUCUGCGCAGCAAACUGCAGAUACGUGUGAAAACAAUUCCGAGAUGGAUCCUGACUAUGAUGUUGUGAGUGCUGUUAUUGAGCAGAAUAAGCGCAGACUUCAUCAAGCAUCGAUACAUAUGAAAGAUGAUGAGAUAGGGGAUGAAUUUGAAAGAGCCGUGGGAAAACCUGAGGCGGAACAGCGACUGGCAGCAAAACGUGCGGCUAGAUCUGAAGCUAGAAAGAUACGGCUGAAAGAAGUGGAGCGCCAGCAAGCAGAGGCAGAGGCAAAAGAAUACAGGCGACCGGAAGUGACCGUUGAACCAACAUCGAAGAGCUAUGGCGCAGCAAGGGCUGGAUCAGCUUCAUCCAUCACCAGCGUGGGCAGAAGGGGAAGUGAUAGCAGUGAGUCGGAUAACAGGGAACGUAAGAGGGAACUUCAUGAAAUGGAGGAAAAGUUUAAAAAGGUGAUGAUAACGAAUUCGCAGCUUGACAAUGAGAAAUCAACACUAAUGUACAAGUUAGAUCUUCUGAAGGAUGACCUUGAGAUGUCGGAGGAAACCAAAUGCCAGUUGGAGAGAGAGCUGAAGGACAAGUGCCAUGAAUGUGACUUCCAGAAGAGAGACCUAGAUGCAGCACAAAGCCAGGCAAAGAAUCUCAAAGAGCAAGUUACUACACUUGUCAGGCUAAUUGAGGAGCAAGGCCUUUGCAUACUAGGAGCCGGUGAUUCUCUACAGCUGGUGGAGAUUGAGCACAACCUCACUGAGGACGCGAAGCCUGUGGCUCUCCUGACGCAGGAAUCAGCACAACUGCUACACCUGACUGGUGAAGGCUCGUUAGAUGUCAGACUUAAAAAAUUUGCCGAGGAGAAGAAGGACUUAGAAGAUAGAGUGCGCCGCCUGAAAAUGCAACUGGAAGAAGAGAGACAGCGUAGCGAUGAUGCUAUGACGAAAAUACGCAGUGCUGCUGCCUCCCAGAAUGGUCCUGAAGAUGAGAGAGAAAAACGUGAAUCGAGCAGAGAAGGAAGUGACUUUAGGAUAAAGCUAAUGAAAGCUGAACAAGAAAUUGCUGCCUUACAAUCUAGUAUGGGUCGUUUAGAAAGGGAUGCAAAGAGGGCUGAGGCACUAGCAAAGGAUGCUGAGAAGGAAGCUGAUGACUUAAAGGCCGAGAAGAGAAAGAUGCAACGAGAGAUACGGGAACAACGGACUAGGGUAGAGGAAUUGGAUACAGAAAAGGGACACCUUCAGAAACGGUUGGACAAGUUAAGAAAGGAGAGAAUAAGCGCAAUGGCAAGCGUAUGAGCCACCCCUUUUUUUGAAGGCAGGAUCUAUCCCUAUGCCUAGGAACUGCAUGUCAUCUGCGAAAGAACUUUCCAAACAGAGCCCCUCACUAAAGAGGGUGACCAUUAUGUGUAAGUUAUUAUUUCUGACGAGCAGAAAUUGGGGUCCUAUUAAUUAAUAAAGACUCGGUGAUGAUUGGAAACGUUCUGAGUCAAAAUAAAUUAUAAGUUAUUACUUUUUAUGAUAACCUGCAUGAGCAGGCCUCUGGCUUGACGAAAAAUGUUGCACCUCGCAAAUUCUCGACUGUAUAGCUCUAGCUUGAUUGAUGCAAGUUAUACUGUCAACAGCUGAAUUGAUGCUGCCAGAAAGACAGUCAGCUUGUUGAACGUGAGUAACUGCGAUAACGGCUUGCCUGAUGCAAGUGAUAAUAGUACCAGUUUGCUAGGUACUGGGAAUUGUGGCUUACCUUCUUAGUUUCAAGCUUGCUUGCUGUGAGAUGCAGUGCUGGGUAUAUACUGUAUAUGCAUGCUGUUAGCAUUGCUGUAAGAGCAUGCGUUUUCCUCAGCUCCUUCCUAGCGUAAUUUGUAUACCUAUCUCAGGUUAACGUAGGUAACUAGAUGUGCCUGGGCAUGGUGACCAAUUGCCUGAUUAAACUGACCAAGUUGGGCUAUGUACUUGUGUAGAAAUGCUGCAUAUGUUACACUGGUUGUAGUUUACCAGUUAGCACUUUCUAGCAUCUAUAAUCAAUCUUGUACUUAGAGCUGUAUGACCGAAUCACUAUGUUAGAUGGUAAGUGGUGAUAAAAACGAUGAUAAGCCUUAACUUCAAGAUAUAUCCUUUUUUAUUCUCUGCUAUUAGCUUUACCAAACAAUGAUCCAUUUGCUUAUUUUGUGCUUGUUUCUGAAUAAUGUUGCCAUUUUGCCUUUCCCUGAUGAACCCAUUCUACGAUUUCUCAAAUGUCAUGUGAUCUUAUUUUCUUAUUUAAAUUUGAUCAUUUAUAGCGCUGUACGUGUUAUCAUAGACAUAAGUUCUUGCUCUACAAUUGUUUGUGAUUCUGCCCUUUUCACAGACAUACGGCUUCUUGUAUGAAAUAACCUUACAUUUUAUCAUACAAAAUACCCUCUGCUGUGAACUUAGUGGCAGUAUAGCGUUGUAUAUAUAAAGUAUACUUUUUAAUAAUGAUUUAGCAUAUGAUACCACUGUGUACAGUUUUAUACAAAGAAGAUAUCCUAAUUUCUCUAUAGCUAAAUUGUUACAGUGACGGUAAAAAUAGAUGCAGAUAUGGAUGCCUGUCAAGCUGUAGGGCAUAAGAGCUGUAUAUCGCGUCACUGCUUGAAUACGCGACCUGUGAGCCAUACUCUCCACACGGUGACAGACAAUACACCGAUGAUGGAACGGCUACUAUGACAAUGUCUCACUCUGGCACUAUAUAGCAGACAUGACAGAGGCAGGUUUCCAUCUCUUAUCCUGCAGCAGAACCCAGGGGAAGCUUCUCAUUAGCUCUCACUCCCCACAUACGAUGUAAUCUGACCGUCUCUGACAGCAAGCGGUGACCUAGCAACGGUUGCUGAUGAAAACAGCAUGCUUUGUUUGUAGGCUGACAAUUGGUUUACGAUAUGUAGCUGUGUUACUGUGGUUGUUGCCAAAUAUCAAGUUGGAAAUCCCACCUUGAAUCGAGUCUAAUGAAAUGUGUAUAAAAUGAGCUACUUUCACGUAGCGUGUUUAUAUAGACAACAAAUGAGUACAAUAAAUUGGUGCAAACACCAAGUGCUGUCAAAA